This is a messenger RNA of Cucumis melo (muskmelon), 603 nucleotides long. Its product is annotated as flowering-promoting factor 1-like. The record is from RefSeq and is a predicted model, not a curated record. The coding region runs from base 43 to 378 and encodes 111 amino acids. Lineage: Eukaryota; Viridiplantae; Streptophyta; Magnoliopsida; Cucurbitales; Cucurbitaceae. The transcript has a single exon. Gene Ontology annotation, biological process: vegetative to reproductive phase transition of meristem; regulation of flower development.
AGCUAUAAAACUAAACACACACAAAAGCAUCAAGAAAGAAACAUGUCUGGGGUUUGGGUUUUCAAGAACGGCGUAAUUCGAUUGAUCGAAAACCCUCAAGCGGAUUCCGAUGGAAGGCUAGGGAACUCAAGGCGAUCGAAGGUUUUAAUACACUUACCGACAGGUCAGCCCGUGACAUCUUACUCUUCGCUAGAGAAUAUCCUAACAUCAUUGGGAUGGGAAAGGUACUAUGGAGGUGACCCAGAGCUUUUCCAGUUUCAUAAACGUUCUUCUAUUGACCUAAUUUCUCUCCCUAGAGAUUUUGCCAAGUUCAACUCCAUUCAUAUGUAUGACAUAGUCAUUAAAAAUCCAAAUCUCUUCCAUGUCCGAGAUAUGUGAGUUUCACUCUGCCUUCAUGUCUUAUAAUAUUUGUCUCAUUAAUUCAAGUCUUUGUUGUGCAUUUUAUUACCAUCGAUCUUUGUAACAAAAUGGCUGCUCCACUAGGCUAGGUUAUUAGAGUUUCCGUGUGAACAUGUGUGUUAUUGUAAUAACUUCAUCGGAUUAAUGUGUUUGUAUCAUAUAUAUCAAUAAAAAGAAUGGUAUGUUUCUUUUUUUGGCUUCAAA